Molecule: messenger RNA, 720 nt
Organism: Lagopus muta (rock ptarmigan)
Lineage: Eukaryota; Metazoa; Chordata; Aves; Galliformes; Phasianidae
Product: intermediate conductance calcium-activated potassium channel protein 4-like
Exons: 3
Coding region: 313-720 (135 amino acids)
Biological process (GO): potassium ion transport
Cellular component (GO): membrane
Molecular function (GO): calcium-activated potassium channel activity; calmodulin binding
Source: RefSeq, a predicted model, not a curated record
GAGACGCAAAUGUGGGGCGAUAAAAAACCAAGAAUAUUUGUCAUGGGAAUCGUCAGAAUUCAGGGGACAGAAGGUGAACCUCGGGCUCUGGGAGGAGUCCUGGGUGGUGUCACCGCAAUGACCCCAAUGUCCCCAAUGAUCCCCACUGACCCCAAAGACCCCCAGAGACCCCAGUGACCCCAUGUCCCCCGUGACUCCACUGACCCCCAACGUCCCCAGUGACCCUCAUUGUCCCCCAUUGUCUAAAUAGACCCCAACGUCCUCAGCGACCCCAACUGACCCAGAAGACCCCGAUGUCCCCAAUGGCCCCCAAUGUCCCCACUGAUCCCAAUGUCCCCGUUGCCCCGAUGUCCCCCCAGCUCCGUUCCCGUGCUGUGCGAGUUCUGCAGAGCGCCUGGCGGCUGCACUGCGCCCCCCCCGCAGCCCCCAGCCGCUGGCGUUUGGGAGCGGCGGCUGCUGGCGGCCAUUGAGGGGUUCCGUUACGCACGACGGCAGCACCGGCGCCUGCAGGAGGAGGCGGAGCCCACGGUGACGUUGGAGAAGGUGAUGGCGGCAGUCACGGAGAUCUCAGUGGGGCUGAGGGACGCGCGGGGACGGCUGGAACGACUGGAGCACAUUUUGGGGGCAGGACAACCCCCCCGAGACCCCCCACCCCCCCACCCCGAGACCCCUCCCCCACCCCAGGACCCCCACCACCCCAAGGGAUUGGUCCCACCGUGA